Messenger RNA from Nicotiana attenuata, 535 nucleotides. RefSeq lists its product as uncharacterized. The record is from RefSeq and is a predicted model, not a curated record. Gene Ontology annotation, biological process: telomere maintenance; DNA repair. The transcript has a single exon. Gene Ontology annotation, molecular function: DNA helicase activity. The annotation marks the transcript as partial. Lineage: Eukaryota; Viridiplantae; Streptophyta; Magnoliopsida; Solanales; Solanaceae.
AUGGAUACAAAUGCUCUAUUUGGAGAAAAAGUGGUCGUUUUCGGUGGUGAUUUUAGACAAACUCUCCCAGUUGUUAGGAGUGGAAAAAAAGAAGAUUUUAUUCAAGAAAGCUUAUUAUAUUCUGAAAUUUGGAAUCAACUCGAAAAACUACAAUUAUCAGAGAAUAUGCGUGCAAAAACAGAUCCUACGUUUUGUGAAUAUUUGAUGAGAAUAGGAAAUGGACAAGAAAAAACAAAUAGCCAUGACAAAAUUGAAAUCCCUGAUUGUUUUGUUAUCCCUUUCGUUUCUGAAAAUCAAUCAUUAGAUAUGUUGUUUAGAGUUACUUAUACAAAUCUACGUACAUGUUUUUCUGAUGCAUCUUCUAUGACUUCUCGUGUAAUUCUGACAACCAAAAAUGACUUUGUCGAUGAAAUAAAUGAUUUGCUCAUAGCUCAAUUUCCUGGUGAUCCUAAAACAUACGUUGCAUUUGAUGAGACUAUUGAAGCAAACGAUCAAAGUCAAUAUGAAGAUUUUUUGCACACUUUACAUCCUGCUG